Pocillopora verrucosa is the source of this 453-nucleotide messenger RNA. The record is from RefSeq and is a predicted model, not a curated record. NCBI's taxonomy places the organism in Eukaryota, Metazoa, Cnidaria, Anthozoa, Scleractinia, Pocilloporidae.
AUGACGCCGACAUUUCGUGCAGAAUCUGAUGGAAGAAUCACUUCAGAUCCUAUUUUGAGGGAUGCAAAAGCAGGUAGCGGUUUAAGAGAAAUCCCUAGUGAUGGUCUAUUUCACCACUGUUGUUUCACAUGGAGCAACACAAACGGAGAUUACCAAUUCUGGAUAGAUGGAGAAGUCGUCAAGAGUGGCUCUGACUUUUACAAGGGAGGCACGAUUGAAAAGGGAGGUACUGUGGUCAUUGGACAAGACCAAGACGAAGUUGGGGGAGAUUUCGACCCAAGACAGUCCUGGAUCGGUGAAGUGUCUGGAAUAAAUGUAUGGGGAGUGGUUCUGUCAGAAAGUGACAUCGCAGCUGAGUACCACCAUUGUCACGUGACUCUAGGAUCAGUGGUUAUGUGGUCUCAGCUGUAUGCUAAAGAAAGUCUUCAUGGCAACGUUACAGUUUAUCCUUAA